This is a messenger RNA of Lathyrus oleraceus (garden pea), 2225 nucleotides long. RefSeq names its product RNA polymerase sigma factor sigF, chloroplastic. Bases 174 to 1880 code for a protein of 568 amino acids. Gene Ontology annotation, biological process: DNA-templated transcription initiation; regulation of DNA-templated transcription. Gene Ontology annotation, molecular function: DNA-binding transcription factor activity. The transcript is spliced from 9 exons. Lineage: Eukaryota; Viridiplantae; Streptophyta; Magnoliopsida; Fabales; Fabaceae. The record is from RefSeq and is a predicted model, not a curated record.
UAUGUUAAUAGAAAGCCUUUUAUUUCAACUUUAUCCAUAUCUAUAUCUAAAUAUCGACUGCUUCAUUUCAUGGGAAAGAAGCUUCUCAUGCACAAAUCAAUCUUCUCCAAAAUGAACUCACACUGCCACAUACUACAAUUACUUUAGUAUUAUGGUAUCCUCUUACUUCACCAAUGGAAUCCGCAAAGACUAUGUUUUGCUCCUCUCCACUUUUUACUCCAAGAAUUCACCCCUGGAACACUCUUCCUUCAUCUUCUUAUACUUCUGUUUUGAUGCUCCGGGAACAAGUUGCACCAACUGUCACAUCAUGGUGUACUAGUUUUUCGGCUCAGAAUUUUCCUACUUCAGUUCUUUUACAAGAUCAGUGUAAUGAGUAUAGGCCUCUAUUGCAUAUUUCAAAGAAAGACAAGACAUGUCAGGCAACAUUAAAAACAAGGCAGAUGGAUAUGGUUUCGGUUCAAGAAGAGAAUGACACCGGCAAUGCUGUUCAGGUGGCACAUGACUUCAGGAAGCGCCUGCAUCUCUUGCCUCGUUUAGAGAACUUAUUAACUUCCUCACGAGCAGGAGAAGUCGAUGCUUCUUCAACUCUACAGAAUGCAGAUAGUUUGCAAUGUAAUGCAGUUUCUCUUACUAGGAAAGCUUUUCCUUCCUCGAAACAAGCAGCCUCGAUAGCCGAAGACUUGAGUUCGAUUAAAGCUGACGAGGAUGCUGACAAUUCAAUUUCUUCUGGUCUAGCCUCUGCCAAUUUGGCUGAACCUUCACUUGGAAGAAAUAAAACCAUAAGAUCAACACGGCAUCGAGAGAGACGGGCAAAAGAGAGAAUGGUACCGAAAUCGAAAGUUAAAGUCAGCGAAACUCAGCUUACCGGAAAGGAUGCCGCACAGGAAAAGCUUCAUGUACAGAAGAAGACAAAUAAAGGGUUGAAUCAAAACGAUCCCUUGAACUUGUUCUUGCAGAGUCCUGAAUCAAAACAACUUUUGACUUUUGAACAAGAGUCUCAGUUGGUUGUUCAGAUACAGGAGCUAUUGAGAUUGGAAGAAUUGAAGACAAGUCUUCAAUCUCAAUUUGGAAGGGAACCAACUAUGGCUGAAUGGUCUGAGGGUGCAGGGCUUAACAUUCGGAAACUAAAGGCGCAACUUCGUCAUGGUAAUAGAAGCAGAGAAAAAUUGAUUCAAGCAAAUUUACGCAUGGUACACUACAUCGCUAAAAGUUACCAUGGACGCGGUCUCAAUCAUGAGGACUUAUUGCAGGAGGGAAGGACAGGUCUCAUAAAGAGUGUUAAAAAGUUUAAACCCCUAUCCGGGUGCCGAUUUGCUAGUUAUGCAUACUGGUGGAUAAAGCAAGCUAUAAAGAAGGCAAUAUAUCAUCAUUCCAGGACAAUCCGUCUACCGGAAAAGGUAUAUAACAAACUUAGCAAGGUAUUGGAGGCAAAGAAGUUGUACAUGGAAGAGGGAAAUAUUAACCCAAGCAGAGAAGAAUUAGCAAGAAGGGUAGGAAUUUCAGCAGACAAGGUUGACACUUUGCUAUUUGUUGCAAGAACUCCAAUUUCUAUGCAGAAAACUGUGGGAGCUGACACAGAUACAACUUUCCAGGAGAUUAUUGCUGACACUGCAAUCGAGAGCACGGACAUGAGUGUUUCAAAACAGCUUAUGAGACGACAUGUUCUCAACAUUUUAAAAAACUUACGCCCUAAAGAAAGAAGGAUAAUUCGGCUAAGAUUUGGUUUUGAGGAUGGAGAACAGAGAUCUUUAUCAGAAAUCGGGGAAAUAUUUGGUUUCUCUAGGGAAAGGGCCCGUCAGUUGGAGAGUCGGGCACUCUACAAACUCAAGAAGUGUCUUGUUGGUCAAGGACUCGAUGCCUAUGCAGACUUGCUUAUAUAGAGAAGACACCAAGGUUAUGCAUUUCAUUUUAUAUGGCCGAGUCUCACCGACUUUUCUGGCUAGAUUUUGAAUUAUAGUACCUAGAUUGAGUUUUGAAAGACGAAUUUAACCAUAAUCUGCGGCAAUUAAGGAAAAAUCAGACAGUAUAAUGAGAACCAUUAGGCUGGCAGUUGCAGAAGAAAUCGAAGUAUUAAACCGGCUGAGACUUAUACAAAUGAGAAUAUCUAUACAAAAUUAUUUUAAUGACAUUUAUUCCAAAAGCUAAACAUUAAAUAAAUGGUAUUUAUAUAUGUAUAAUGUGAAUUUUGUAUUAUGUUGCUUAUGCUAAAUGCUGUCAUUGUAAUA